Molecule: messenger RNA, 707 nt
Organism: Beta vulgaris subsp. vulgaris (sugar beet)
Lineage: Eukaryota; Viridiplantae; Streptophyta; Magnoliopsida; Caryophyllales; Amaranthaceae
Product: protein FAR1-RELATED SEQUENCE 5-like
Exons: 2
Coding region: 1-603 (200 amino acids)
Biological process (GO): regulation of DNA-templated transcription
Molecular function (GO): zinc ion binding
Source: RefSeq, a predicted model, not a curated record
AUGUUUUCAGCUGGAAUCUUAUCAUCACAAAGAAGUGAAGUCACAAAUAAGGCAAUAUCAUUCAAUGCAAAAGCAACAACAAACCUGUUUGAAUUCUAUCAUAUAUUUGAGCAAACAGUGAAAAGAUGGAGAAGCAAUGAAACUAGUGACAACUUCCGGAACAGAACUGAACGUCCCAAAGCCGUCAAAUCCAAAUCAAAGCUUCUGAAACAUGCAGCUGAUGUAUACACACUAGCACUGUAUAAUGACUUUGAAACAGAGUAUGAGUGGGCAAUGGCAUCAUUUUUACGAGCAUUUGCAACAGAAAACUCACAGCUGAAGUUGUUUGAAGUCUCACCAGAAGAAGAUUUCACCAAUUCACAUACAGUAGCAUACGAUGAGGCUACAACAGAAUUAGUGUGCUCAUGUCAAUGCUUCACAGAGACGGGGAUGCUUUGCUUUCACAUAAUAAGGGUCAUGCACAUGUUCAGCAUAUUUCAAAUACCACAACAAUAUAUCCUUAAGAGAUGGACAAGACUUGCAAAGUCAGCAGUAUGGGAGAAUGUUCAAGACAAGGACCAAAGCCAAAAUGCACGUUGUGGACACCAUGGAGACAUGCAAUAACCAAGAAUUUCUACAACCUAGUGUCAAUAUGUCAAUCAAAUGAGGAUGCAAGAACAUUAUGUGACAAGUCGUUGAAGGAAUUAUACAAAUCAGUGAAAGAAGUU